CUUUUUUUUUACAAACUGAUUGUUAUUAUUACUAUUAUUGCUUGUAAACAAAAGUAUAUACCGGUGGAGCAAAAUAUUGGAGACAAAUUUGCGAAUUAAAUCAAAUAGCCAUCUUCAUCAAUAUAUUUAUCAAUUUUGGCAAUAAAAAGAUUAGACAAACAAUAAUAAAAUGUCUGGCCCUAUGAUUUUAUGCCAAUUAUGGAUGGGUGGUUUGGAACCGUAUAUGACUGAAAGUUUUAUUAUGAACGCUUUUCAUAAAAUGGGUGAACAACCACAGACAGUUAAAGUGAUGAGAAACAGAUACACUGGUGAACCAGCAGGUUAUUGUUUUGUUCAUUUUCCAACCGACGAAAUGGCACUUGAUGCGAUGCACAAAUUAAACGGUAAAAUAAUUCCAGGAUCUAACCCGACUGUUAGAUUUCGACUAAAUCAUGCAAGUACUACAGGAAAACCUGCUGCCGAUCGUGAGUUCAGUAUUUGGGUUGGUGAUUUAUCAACGGAUGUUGAUGAUUAUUCAUUGUAUCGAGCAUUUGCAGCUAAAUACAAUUCUAUACGCACUGCUAAAGUUAUUUUAGACAGUUCAGGAUUUAGUAAAGGCUAUGGAUUUGUAAGAUUUGCUAAUGAGGAGGAACAAAAAAAUAGUUUAGUUGCGAUGAAUGGAUACAGAGGAUUAGGAACAAAAUCUUUGAAAAUAUGCAACGCUGUCCCUAGGCCAUGGAACAAACUUCCAGGGUCAACUCCACCCCAGUCAUCAUCGGAAUAUUCAUCGACAAAUAUUGGCUCAGAUGGAUAUAACUAUUAUGAUUCCUCAUCGUAUUGGAAUAGCUAUAGUGCAUGGCAACAGGGUUACUAUGAAAGUGAACCAACUGCUGAUGUCUAUGGUGCAUAUGUUUCUGAACAGAAACCUGAAGAAGAUGAACUUGAACUUAUUGAGCACUCACUCCCGGUAGACUGCGAUAAACUCAAUCGUGAGAUCAUCGAGCAAGAUUACAACAUGUGGGAUGCAUUAGAAAGUUCUAAAUGGAUUCCUUGUGAUACACUUGAACUAUGUUAUUGAAAACCUGACUUUUGUAAUUCGAUAAAUUAUUAUUUCCUCUUAUUGAAA
Molecule: messenger RNA, 1105 nt
Organism: Cotesia glomerata
Lineage: Eukaryota; Metazoa; Arthropoda; Insecta; Hymenoptera; Braconidae
Gene: Secp43
Product: tRNA selenocysteine 1-associated protein 1
Exons: 5
Coding region: 170-1057 (295 amino acids)
Molecular function (GO): RNA binding
Source: RefSeq, a predicted model, not a curated record